Molecule: messenger RNA, 2138 nt
Organism: Penaeus chinensis
Lineage: Eukaryota; Metazoa; Arthropoda; Malacostraca; Decapoda; Penaeidae
Product: longitudinals lacking protein, isoforms H/M/V-like
Exons: 6
Coding region: 212-1582 (456 amino acids)
Biological process (GO): regulation of transcription by RNA polymerase II
Cellular component (GO): nucleus
Molecular function (GO): DNA binding; protein binding
Source: RefSeq, a predicted model, not a curated record
CGCUACUGCAAUGUUGUUUUUCUGACGGCGCAAGCUCGUUCUCGGUGUCUUAAGUUGCUUUAUUUUCACCAUGCUAAAAGAACGAAUGUGUCCUAGUCAUAGCUUUGUAAAUGUCGGCCGCCAGAUACGGGAAAGAUAACAGCGUCCUCUAUUGAAAUUCAUCUUUAAGGUUAAUUACUGACUGAAGCUGUAAAACGUGUAAUUCAUCACCAUGGAAGGUGGCUUGCUGUGUCUUAAAUGGAGGGAUCAUCGUUCUACUUUUUUUCGCAUGCUCUCGUCUGUUCGGAAAAAAGAAUUAUACUGUGAUGCAACAAUAGCAUGUGAUGGUAAGUUCUACCCAGUUCACAAAUUAAUUCUUUCAGCAUGUAGUGACUAUUUUGAACAGAUGUUUGAACUGUCAGAAAACAAAAACCUUAUGAUUGUUUUGACUGAUAUUAAUCACAAAGAACUUGAAACUCUCUUGGACUACAUGUACUUGGGUGAAGUCAAUAUACUGCAGAGUGACCUUUCUAUGUUCAUGAAAGCUGCCGAACAUCUCCAGAUAAAGGGUUUAGCAGAACCUUCAGAAUCAAAUCAGAAAAAAGAAUUAACUUACAACAAGAGAAAUCUGCCACAAAGGGAAGACAGCUGUGAUGCAAAGAAAAGGCGGCUGAGUGCUGAUGAACACUUGUCCAAAUCUCGUUCAGUGUCCAUAAACCAAAGUGAACAUUCAGUGACAACAAGAAGUACAAUGGGGGGAAGGGAUGUAUGCAGUGAACCAAAGAAUCAAGAGGAAGUGUCUGAAAGUGUUCAAAUAAACAAUACUCCAAAUUCUGACAUAGUCUCACCAGCUCAGCUGGCAUCAGCAGAACUGUCUUGUGAGGCCCCAGCCAACAAAAGGCCAGACCCAGCACCUACGUUAGCCAAAGCUCAGGAUCACAAUAAGCCUAGCAGUGAAGUUUCUUCUUGUGAGGGAUCUCAGGUAAAAGUAGAGGACUUUAAUGUCAAGGAGGAGCCUGAGGAUUGGCCUCAAACAGACGCUGGUGAGAACUCCCAAAUGUUUGGUUUCUCAGAUCCUGGCUUGGCAUAUUUGGCCCAUGCCUCUAACUUGCCUGUUCGAGCCCAGGGGUCUGCUGUCAUAAAUCAAAUGACAACUACCCAGUCACAGGCUCCAGCUGAGCUCCAGUCCCACCCUCUGCCUGGACCUUCAGGCAUACAAGCUACAUCUGGAGGAUGGGAACAACAGCCUCCUUCAACAAGAUUGCCAUCAGAAGACUAUUUGCAGUACAGAAGCGUAGCCAAGGGUGUUAGUCCUAGAAAAAUGGGUCGUCCAACAUCAGAAAUUUGGAAACACUACAAAUCUUACAAGAUAGCUGAGAAGACUGUUGCAUACUGCAGAUAUUGUCUCUUGAAAUAUGGUUUCCCCAAUGCCACCAAGAUGAAGGCGCAUAUUGUGAAAUGCAAGAAGUGUCCUGAAGAGGUUAAAAAGCACUUCAGAGAAGCUAACCAAGAGGCAGAAUGUCUAGACAGCCUUGUGCUAAGGGAAGCCAUCGGAGCAGUUCAGAAUGAGCCCAAGGUUCUCUCAGACUUAGCUAAACCUUAGCCUCACCAUCAUCUGUCUCAUGAGUAUUUCGUUAAAAGAUGUGACGCAUUAUUAGCAAACUUUUAUAUUUUAGAUUGUAAGUUGAGGAUCCUAAGCCAACCAUUUAGUUUAGUGUUUUUAUUUUUUCAAUAGUUCUGAGAAAAAAGAUGAAUUAAAAUCACAUGCGGAAGAUAUGCUCUGGAAACAUUUUUUAAAAAUCCAGUAAUUUUUUGGCUGUAAAAUAUGUUUGUAGAAAAAUAUAGCAGGAGUUAGUACUCAAGAAAGUGAGACAAACAAGUUAAUUAUUUCUGUUAGUAUAGUCUGACAGUUCUAUUUUUAGGUAGCUAAUUCCACAGUUUCAGUUAGCAUUUACAUUUACACAGAAAAUGCUUAGAUACAUGUGGAUCUCACGAUGUGUUACUAUCAUGAAUGCCAAUCAUGUGUACACAUUGGAUACUCCAUACUAUUGUGGGACCUGAAUUGACCUUUAUUGAAGUUGUAGAAAUACACACACACACACACACACACACACACACACACACACACACACACACACACACACACACACACACACACA